Messenger RNA from Phytophthora nicotianae INRA-310, 1455 nucleotides. RefSeq names its product tyrosine aminotransferase, variant. Gene Ontology annotation, biological process: biosynthetic process; aromatic amino acid metabolic process. The record is from RefSeq and is a predicted model, not a curated record. Bases 1 to 978 code for a protein of 325 amino acids. Lineage: Eukaryota; Oomycota; Peronosporomycetes; Peronosporales; Peronosporaceae. The transcript is spliced from 8 exons. Gene Ontology annotation, molecular function: L-tyrosine:2-oxoglutarate transaminase activity; pyridoxal phosphate binding.
AUGACCAAGCUUGCCACUUUCGACGACGACGCCGCCUUGGUUGAAAUCAAGCAUCAAGCCAAGCGCCAGUGGAAUGUGCAGCCAUCGGACUUCGCGAACCUCUGCUCCAACCCCAUCCGGAAGAUCGUGGACAACAUCAAGAAGCCCGCCACUUCGACCAAGACUCUAAUCCCGCUAUCACUAGGUGAUCCGACGGUGUUUGGCAACUUGCACUGCCCCGACGUUCUAGUGCAAGCGAUUGUCCGCAACACUCGUUCAAUGCAGCACAAUGGCUACAUUCACUCUGCGGGCUCCGAGGCAGCCCGUGCAGCUAUUGCGCAGCACUUCGGAAACAUGCGUGCUCCAUUGACAAUGGACGAUAUCAUCAUUGCCAGUGGCUGCUCGGGUGCCAUCGAGAUUGCACUGCGAGGCCUGUUGAACCCUGGUGACAACAUCCUGCUGCCCAAGCCCGGAUUUCCGUUGUACCAAGCACUAUGUGAAGCGCACAAGAUUGAGUGCAGAUUCUACAACCUCAAGCCGGAAAAUAACUGGGAGGUCGAUCUCGAGCACAUGCAGUCUUUGGUUGAUGACAAUACGAAAGCUAUCCUGGUCAACAACCCCUCCAACCCGUGCGGCAGUGUGUACUCAAAGCCUCACUUGGAAGCUAUCCUUGCAUUGGCGGAGUUAAACAAGAUCCCAAUCAUCGCGGACGAGAUUUAUGGUGACAUGGUAUUCGGGAGCAACGUGUUCUUCCCCAUGGCGGCGCUGACGAAGACGGUUCCAGUGGUUGCGGUCGGUGGCUUGGCGAAGCAGUUUCUCAUCCCUGGCUGGAGAGUCGGCUGGGUCAUGGUGCACGACCGCAAUAGUAUUCUAAAAGACGUGCGCACCGCUUACUUCAAGCUCUCACAGAACAUCCUUGGUGCAAAUUCUCUAGUCCAGGUACGAUCUUCUCGUCAACGGUGGGCAGUUUUUUUUUUUUUAAUAAUUCUGUUUCCGUGAUAUUGUCGAUGAUUCGUGUCAUCAGAGUGCAAUUCCAGAUUUGCUGACGCCGGUUCCUGGGAGUGCUGAGGAGCAGUCGUUGGUGAACUUUAAGAAGCGAUACUUCGCGACUCUGGAGGACAAUGCCACGUUUACUAUCGACACCCUGGCGAAGAUCCCGGGGCUCGAGGUGGUGGUCCCGCAAGGAGCUAUGUACGCCAUGGUGAAAGUCCAAACAGAAGUUCUUACGAAGAUCAAGGACGAUUUCGACUUCACACAGAAGCUUUUGGACGAGGAGUCUGUCUUCGUACUGCCCGGCCAGUGCUUUGGAAUGACCAACUACUUCCGCAUCGUGUUUUCGGCGCCGCACGAGGUUCUUGCGGAUGCCUACACUCGCGUGGCCGAGUUCUGCCGCCGUUACCAGUGACCAAGGAUAGCUUUAAGACCUUAUCAAAAUGUUGCUUCAUGAACUCGAUGAAUAUAUAAAUGAGCGUUUGC